Chenopodium quinoa (quinoa) is the source of this 6932-nucleotide messenger RNA. RefSeq lists its product as uncharacterized. NCBI's taxonomy places the organism in Eukaryota, Viridiplantae, Streptophyta, Magnoliopsida, Caryophyllales, Amaranthaceae. The transcript has 2 exons. The record is from RefSeq and is a predicted model, not a curated record. Bases 1663 to 3153 code for a protein of 496 amino acids.
UAAAAAUGGAGGGAAGUAAAUGAUUUAAUUAAAUCAAAAGAUUUAAAUUUUAAACAGUCAUUAACUAAAUAACUGUAAUUAGGAUAAUUAGUGGGAAGUUGAGUGGAUAAUGGGCGGUUAAUUAAGAGAGGGAGUGUUUAACGGUUACUUAAGGAGGCUUUUAAGAGAAUUUAAGCAUUUUGGCUUUCUAAAUUCCCCUUUCUGAAAAUAUAAACCAAAUUCGCCAUUUCUCUCCUCAUUUCUUCACCAACUCAUUUUCGAACUCUCUGAAAACCCAUUGCUUCCGCUUUGAAACUUCUUUCCACACCCGAAAUCAAAGCUUGGCGUUCGAUCCCGCUGCUCUGACCCAUUGAAUCGGCAAGUUUCGAUCCUCAUAAAGGUAAUUUUCUUCGAAUUUCCCUUGAUUUUCUUAGUUUUUUCAAAGAAUUCCUCUUUUCCCGACUUCCUUUCUUGCGAAUUCAUCAAUGGCUCGCUUAAGAGGUCGACGGACUGGGAGGUGAGGUCAGGUCAGGGACCCUAGGGUCCGUGCCAAUGUAUGGAAUGGGGAACGCGUCGCAGAAGACCCGGAAAGGGGGAUUCCGACGGUCCCCUUGAACGCGGCUGCCCCUCAGCAAGGGGCUGAGGCUGAGCUUGCCCCUCAGCAGGGUGCCGAGGCUGGAGCUGCCGAACAUGAGGAAGAUCUGCCUCUUGCGCUAUGGGAUUUGCUACCUGGGUAUGUUGAAUGGCAGGAUGCCGAAGCCCAGAGAGCCAUGAUUGAUAAUAUCCCUUAUUAUUGGUGGGUUAGGUACGCCGAAGCUUAUCGGUUUGCCGAACAAAUCGAAUUACACUAUGGCAUCCUUGAAGAAGAUGGGUAUUGGUGCCAAAUGCCUUCGCCUACUGACAGAAUUCAUCGCCCUCCCCCUGGAUAUGUGGGGGUAUAUACUCGGCAACUACAGUACGGGAUUCGGUUCCCCUUGGAUCCCUUCGUCAGGGACAUUCUGAUAAAAUACAAGAUCUCUUUGUGCCAGUUGACACCCGUCAGUAUUCGGCGGGUGAUGACUUAUCUCUGGGUAUGCAGGUUCUUUGCUGUCGAACCGACUCUGCACUGCUUCCGAAGGAUGCAUUAGCUGGUGCAGAACACCCAAAGUGUAUAUGGUCACCAUGGGGCUGGUUGGUGGCGAAUUGAGAGUCAUCCCCAAUAUUUGACCAUGUGGCCGAACGAUUCUUCGGAUAAGGACUGAAGAGGCCAGUGGAUUUGGGUAAGGGCUCCUGCUGAUCCGGAGCAUCCCUACUUUUUCGGGGUCCCUCGCUAUCUCUCCAGGCCCGAUCCGAACAUGCAAGAUUUGGGUCCAGAAGACCCUGAUGCCGCCAGCCAUCCAAGUUACGUACAGAUGAACUUCUUCGGGAAGCAGAAAAAUCCUGGGGGGACUGGCUGAAUGAAGUCCAUCCUAGCCCGAUGGCUUCCCGAUAACCAUUACGUCUUCCAAGAGAAGAUGUUGGCAGUUGUCGGCCUCAGCCGAAAGCAUAGAGGGUAAGUACCUUCGGCUGGGGCCGAGGUCUUUAUUUUGUUAUUGCCUUAUUUGUUUUGUCCAUAUCCUAGAGCUAACCUUAAACUUCUCCUUUUAGAGGUUGAGCGAGGCUACUUCCAACAUUGACUACGAUCGGCUGGGAUUGAAUGCUGAAAUGGUCAUUUUAGACCGAGCCCCAGCUAUCACUGCUCCAAAGGAUCGUCCUCUGCACCUACACUCGUCGGGCCUUCAGAUCGAGGCUGCUGCAGAUUAUCUGAGGCAGAAGCCUUGGUGGGAGAAAUGGGAUCCUCUGAGGCCUUUGCUAGCCGAGGAAGUACUCGCCGCUCAGGCUGCCGAAGAGGUGACUAGGGCCAUCAACUCCCUAGAAAGGGGUGAGGGGACCUCUAGGGCUGCCGAGGUCCGGCCGAAGACUUUGUCUGAGGAAGAGGGCAGAAGAAGAGAAGGGAAGGCUCCAGUAUCGUCAGACGACCUCUCAGAACUCGAAUCUUUGGAUUCCGACGAUAUGGACGACCAGCCUCUGGAGCCGAGGAAGAGAAGGAGGACGGGCCCGACUGUUAUGGGUUCGGGAGAGUUUGCGCUGAGGCCGAUGCCUGGCGUGUUAAUAAGGGAACCUGCUGCUGGCCGAGGCAGGGUUCCGAGAAGUACAUGGGGUCCUCCUCCCCCGACUCAGCCACCACCGCCAAUCCCGUCGCCGCCGAGGACCCCUCCACCACUUGCUGACAUGGAGGUGGACCAGCGAACUCCGGAUCCCAAGGGAGGGGUUCCUGAAGCGGUUUCCAACAAGAGGAGUGUUGCUGAGCUCCCUGAGGUUGUUGUUAAAGUAGCCGAAGAGGCGGCUACUACUGGAGACGAGGCCCCUAGGGGCUUCACUGAUGAGAUUCAACGGGAGGUUGACGCCUUAACCAGUGAACCUCUCGGCGGGGCUGAAGAAGCCCAGGCUGGAAGGGCAACGACUGAGCCCGAUAAAGCGGACGAAGUUCCAUCGACUUCGUUCCCCUCCUUCAAGUCUUUUCAGUCUGGGGACAUGGGGUUCUCAGCUAAGAAGUGCUCUAUCCCAGAUGGCAUUAGGGCCGAGAUCUGGGGGAGGCACAGGGAAAGUGCUGAAGCUUACUUCGGCGGUUGCUCCAAAUUAUCUGAAAUGAAGCAAGUCCGAGAGUGGUCUAUUCGGGCAACCGCUGGAAUUGCCGAACCCGGUCCUUCAGUACCAGAUCCAGCUAGAGAUAACCAGAGGCUGCUGAUGCAGGUAUGUAACAAGAUCCUGCCCCUUCAGUAUUUCCAGUUCAUCCCACUUGUAAAUAAUAAUAAUUUAAAUUUCAUUCUGGCUCCGCAGGUUAUCUACAACCACACCCUGACCUGUGAGAUGAUUGACACGCUCCAGGGAAGGGUGGACAUUGCUGAGACAGAGGCGAAGCUUGCCCAGCUGAAGCAGGAGAAGGCUGAGCACAAGGCUAAGGUCGUGAUCGACUCCUUCAACACCUUCUGCAAUGAAAUGGAGAAGGAUAUCUUGCCUCAGAUAGAUGAGGGUGAGGCCCUGCUCAAAGCCUUCGGUGCAGUUGACGUUCCCAACCUUAAAGCCAAGAUCCAGCACAAAAUCGACGCUGAGGUCCAAUCUCAGGGGCUGGCCCGAGAAGAGAUAUCUCAGUAGAAGCUCAAGAUCUUGGAGGCUGACGCCAAACAACACCGCCAAGCCUGCGAAAUGAGGGAGAAGGAGCUGGUCGAGGCCGGGAUUCAGCUAGAGUCUCAGUGGCAGAGUAUCACCAGCCUGGAGGUUCAGCUGAAGAACUAGGAGGAAGACCUUUCUCAGGCUCGUGAGAAGGUCGAGCAGACUGAGCAGAGGCUUGCUGAUGCCGAGGCUCAGUUGAAGGAGAAGCGAGAGUCUUCCCAAAAAGCCCUAGAAGAGGCGCAGAAGAAGCUAGCCGACGCUGAGGCUCAGCUAGCCCUAAGGGUUUACACCUAGGAGGAGUAUUCGACUGCCUACCUCAAUGGCUAUGGGGUGGCUCGGAGGCUGGCUCUUCAUGCUGCGCCUGAUCUGGACUGGUAUCAAUGCGAGGUCUGGGCUGAAGACCCCAAGGACCCUCAUAUGCAGCAAGCCAGUCAGGCUGAGGUUCAUCUGCUAGCCCGCCUCCAGGCCGAGGAUGCUGAGAUGGAGGAGGCUGAGCUGAGAGAAGCUGAGACGAAGGAAGCUGAGGUCCAGGAUUCGGCUCAGCCUGCCUCUUCAGCAGCUGGGGUUGACGCCGCGCCGGACUCCACCCUCGCUGGGAUGCCUGAUCUUCCAGCUGAAGCCUAGGGACUCAGGCAGUCGUCUUCAGAAUCUUGCGGAUCAACGUGCUCUUAAAAUGAUGGAUGCCGCUUCUGACUGUUUUUUGCCUUUGUUUUUGCUUCAGCUUGCCUUGGUGUACAAAUUUAUUUACUUUUUGCCUUAUACGCAUUUCGGCAGCUGUUAUUUUCCGCUUGUGGGCGGCUACCGAUACUGUCUUUUAGUUUGCUUGAACAUUUAUGCUUUGUAGCUCGUAAUACGAGCAUGAUUUUGUAUCUAUGCAUUUGACAUUUCCCUCAUACUGCUUUGCUUUAAACUUGCUUUUCUUUUUCUUUUUUUUUUUUUUUGCUAAGUACAAAGCUUCAGAUAAGAGGUCUCAGCUGAGGUCGUCUCCACCUGUUGUGCCUCUUGCCCCCCUAGAGAUUUGAAGGCUUGCCCUUCAGAUUUAUGAGAUCACUAUUUUCUACCAGUUUAUGCUUUUGCUCUUGAUAAGGUGAUGGUGUAGGAGUUUUAGGCCUCUCGCCCGCUCCUUGACUUAGUCUUUUGUUCUUGCGGUUCUUAGCCAUUGCUCCUAAGAUUUUUGCAAGAUGAUUUUGAUUGGCUUAAAGAUUUUUUGAAAGUCUUCCCCACAAACAGCGCCAAAUUGUUUCGGGUGAAACAAUGGGACUUAGCCGAAGGUCCGAUGAAGUGGAUGAAGACUAAUCCGGUCCAAGUGAUGCUGGGCCGAAGGUUUCCUGCACAGCAAACACACGUAAACUGACCUCGGGGGUGGAUCCGAGGAAGACCCCUCCGAUGCCGAAGUCAAACAGUGUUUAGAGAGAGAAAGCUAUACCAGAGAUUUAAUGCUUGAGGCUUUAUGUGUGUAUAUGAAUGAAUGACAAAUAAUGUAAUUGAAGGAUUUUAUAUCUUAGCAUACAAAGAGAGGAGAAUGAUCGGGCCCCAAAUAACCAUGGGCUGACCAUAACAAUAUGGACCAAUUGACUUAUUGUUGACUUGGCUUAAUUGGAGGCUUGGGCCUUGACCUUGGAAUAUUGGAUCAUUUAAUGACUAGGCCCAAUUAGCUAAAUUGGGCCCAAACACUUCGUAAAAUAAUUUGUAUUCUUAAGAGGCCUAAGGGGCUAAGGGCUAUCCAAAAGUUAAGAGUGGAAACAUUAAGGAUGAACUCCAUGGAGUACUAUACUACUACUAACAUUAAUCAACUCUUAGUUUUGUCAUAAAGAAAAUACACUGUAUUUAAUGUUUAUGGUGUCUUUUUAGGGAUAUGUAUACAAAAAAUUGCAUUAUAUCAUGAGGGAAAUUGAUUCAAAACAUAAGCACUAGUCUCUAAUAUUGUUAUCGUAGUUGUAUUAGUUUGUUAGUUAGCAAUAUUUUCAAAUUAAUGAUUAGACAUAAGAUCACUGUGAGGCAAUAGAAUGAAUCACGAGGAUCAUCAUAACAAAACAGAUAACUGUUAGUUUUUUUGUUUAAGGUAAGGAGAAAAGCCUUGACCGUAUCUCAACCGUCAAGGUUUUUUUGGUUCGGUAUUUACAGGUCAGACACUUUAAAAGUAAGGGGUAAGGGUAAGGGAUCUCCAACCUCAAAGUGUCCCUACUAGAGAUUGAACCCCAAACCUCAAGAUUGGAAAGUGAAAAUCUUACCACUAGACCAAGCUUAGCUUGGUGAAUAAGUGUUAUUGUUUGUGUCGUAGGAUCCUAUAGAAUUGAGAGGGACACUACUAAUACAUUUUACAACACUUUGAAUCUCAACAAUACUUUUCCAAUGAUAGAAGAUUUGUUAGAUUUCUAAUGAAACACUCCAUGAUAUAGCAAGGUGAUACACCAAGUAACUCUUUUUACUUUUCGAGAUUUUUCUAAGCAAUUAAUAGAAAGAUAAAGUUGUAACAUGAAAUAUAUUUUUCCUGCUUUAAAGUUAUGAAAUGGCAAUAUGAAUAUAUCCCAUGAGUAAGACUUACACUUGCAGAAGUAUAUAGAUUGUUCCAAAAAAAAUUGUUUCAAUUGACCCACAUGCUCCCUUUUUUCCUUCAUUUCUUUUUACUUAGAACCAAAAUAUAAAAAUUAAUAAAAAUAAAAAAAAAAAGUAUGGACCAAAAUCAAGUAUGAAGGUCAAAUCUGUCAUUUCAAUUUAUCAAAUGUUAUUAAGUAGUUACAGACAUACAGCUAGCUCCAUGUGCUUGGGAAAUUUCUUCAGUGAUUAGUGAUUACCAUUGUCUGGCUCAUCAAGGGAAAAUUAAAGUCUAGGAAUUUAUGAUAGCUUAUAUUUUGGAGUAAUUUUUUUUUUUUUUUUUUUAAAAAGUAAUGUGAUCGAGACCUCUCAUAGUCCCCAUUUAUUAAAAAAUAUAGGCACUCUAUGUUAAAAAAACUGUCCUUUUUUUUUAAAAAAAAUACUGCCGUCCAAAUUUAUCGCCACCGCCAUCAUUUCAAGAAUUUUUUCUCAUUUUUAUUCUCUACCAUUAGUCCAUCAACCACAACCGUAUCAACCACCACCUUCUACACCUAACAUCCACAAUAACGGCGAUAGUCGACAAGAAACGGAUGGUGAUCGAGGUGGCUCUAUAAAAAGAGAAUCAGGGGUCAACCAGAGUUCCACGGUAACCAGUUUUGACCUCCGGUUACCGUGGACGUUAACUAGUUUUGGGCUCCGGUUACUUUCCACGGUAACCGGAGGCCAAAACCGAUUACCAUGGACGGUAAUCGGAGCCUAAUUCAAAAUUUGCUCAAUUUUCUUAAAAAAAAAAUUAAAAUAUGGUGUGGCUAGUAACAGGAGGUGAAAACCGAUUUCCCACCACCGGUAACCGGAGGUGAAAACCGAUUACCGGUUGCGGUCAAUCGGAUUUUGUCGCCGGUUACCGGUGUUGGCUAUCGGUUUUCACCUUCGGUUACCGGCCACUUAUUUCAUAAAUAAAAAAUAAAUAAAACCCCGGAAAUUACUUACCUCCUUUUCACCCAUUCCUCCAUAGAUGUCGCACCACUGCUGUCUAAGUCCGAGUCGCCUCCACCGCCUCAGAUCGCGCCACCGCCACUGCCUGAGCUCGCCGCCAAUUGCUUCCCGGUAAACCCCAAAUAUGUGGUUGUGGAGGUUGUGUGGUAAAAAAAAGGUGGAUGGUUGGUGUUUGAGGAGAGAGAAAAUAAAAUAAGGGUGAAAAAUGGGUUUGGGUUUAGUAAGGGAAA